This is a messenger RNA of Aedes albopictus (Asian tiger mosquito), 9959 nucleotides long. RefSeq lists its product as uncharacterized. Lineage: Eukaryota; Metazoa; Arthropoda; Insecta; Diptera; Culicidae. Gene Ontology annotation, molecular function: nucleic acid binding. Gene Ontology annotation, biological process: DNA integration. Bases 1 to 2898 code for a protein of 965 amino acids. The transcript is spliced from 2 exons. The record is from RefSeq and is a predicted model, not a curated record.
AUGGACGUAGCUACAUUCGGCGCCACCUGCUCACCUGCUUCGGCACAACACGUGAAGAACUUGAACGCUCAAGAGCAUGCCAAGGAAUUUCCACGAGCAGCUGCAGCCAUCACAAAUAACCACUACGUGGAUGAUUAUUUGGAUAGCUUCAAGACGACCCGAGAAGCGAUAGAGGUGAUCAACGAAGUUAAAAUUGUGCAUUCCCAGGGAGGAUUCACGCUGCGUCACUUCUUGUCCAAUGAAGCAGAUGUACUACACGGCAUUGGAGAACUUCCGGAGGAAUCAACAAAGAUGCUAUCCCUGCAGCGAGGCGAGAAGACUGAAUCCGUGCUCGGUAUGAAAUGGCUUCCGAAAGAGGACGUUUUCGUUUAUUCCGUCGCACUGCGAGAUGAUCUCUCGAAGAUUCUGGUGGACGAAUACGUACCAACUAAGAGAGAAGUGCUCAAAGUUGUAAUGAGUCUGUUCGACCCUCUGGGUUUUAUUUCGUUCUUCCUAAUCCACGGAAAGAUCUUGAUUCAAGAUAUUUGGGCCAGAGGAACCCAGUGGGAUGAGAAGAUUACGGAAGAUCUCUACGUGCGAUGGCGACAAUGGACCAGCCUGUUCGCUGAACUAGGCACCCUGCGCAUACCGCGCUGUUAUUUUCAUUCUCCAUUUCCGGCCAACUUUGAAACCCUACAACUACACAUCUUCGUUGAUGCCAGCGAAGCAGCGUACUCCUGUGUGGCGUAUUUUCGUUUGGAAGUAGGGGAAACUGUGCAAGUAGCAUUCGUCAGCUCCAAGACCAAAGUUGCUCCACUCAAGACGAUAUCGAUUCCCAGGCUCGAAUUGAAGGCUGCUGUACUUGGUACGCGUAUGCUGAAUACUAUAAAGGAUCAGCACACCUUUCCUAUCGCUCGCCAAAUCAUUUGGAGUGAUGCCGGUGUGUGCCUCGCCUGGAUUCGAUCCAAAAAUCAUCGUCGAUAUCACCAAUUCGUCUCCGUUCGUGUGGGUGAAAUCCUGAUGGCGACCGAUCCGCAAGACUGGAGAUGGAUACCUUCAAAAAUCAACGUCGCGGAUCUGGCAACCAAAUGGAAGAACGGUCCGCAAUUGAGCAUGGAUAACCCAUGGUUUGAAGGCGUAGAAUUCCUACACAAAUCCGAAGAACAGUGGCCCGAGGAGCGACCACUACCAGAUACCAGCGAAGAGCUUCGUUCUGCACAUUUCCAACUAGGCCACUUUGCUCCACCGAUCGACAUCUCACGGUUCAGUUCGUGGACUAGAUUACACCGAGCCACCGCGUAUGUUCUGCGCUACAUCGACAACCUUCGCCGGAAGAAGUUUGGUCAACAAUUAGAACUCGGCGGGCUGCAUCAGGACGAGCUGCAGCGAGCUGAACGUGCUUUAUGGAGUUUGGCUCAGUUCGAGGCGUACCCCAACGAGAUUGCUGUACUUUCCAAGUCCCAAGGUUCACCGGAUGAUCGACACCGUAUUGUCAAGAAGUCUAGUCCAAUAUACCGUACCUGGCCUUUCCUGGACAACAAUGGGAUUCUUCGUAUGCGAGGCCGAAUAGGUGCUGCACCAUACGCACCGACGGAAGCUAAGUUCCCGGCAAUCCUCCCCCAUCGUCAUCCACUAACUGUUCUUAUUGUAGACUGGUAUCAUCGUCACUUUCGCCACGCUAACCGAGAAACCAUUGUUAACGAGCUACGACAAAGAUUUGAAAUCGCCAACCUCAGAGCACUUGUGCAAAAAGUUGCGAAAAAUUGCAUGUGGUGUCGAGUGACAAAGGUUUCGCCAAAAACCCCAGCCAUGGCACCACUACCAGAGAUGCGACUGGCAUCAUUUGUCCGACCCUUUACAUUUGUUGGGCUCGACUACUUCGGACCGGUGCUUGUCAAGGUGGGCAGAAGCAAUGCGAAGCGAUGGGUGGCCCUCUUCACCUGCUUGACAAUUAGAGCCGUGCACUUAGAAGUUGUCCAUUCGCUGAGUACCGAAUCCUGUAUUAUGGCAGUACGACGCUUUGUCGCACGGCGCGGACCACCAAGAGAAUUCUGGACGGACAACGCAACCUGCUUUCAAGGGGCGGGUAACGAGUUGAAAGCAGAGAUCGAAGCCAAAACCCGAGCUCUAGCACUAACAUUCACGAGUGCUCAGACGAGCUGGAAGUUCAUUCCCCCAUCCACUCCUCAUAUGGGUGGAGCAUGGGAGAGGCUCGUCCGCUCGGUGAAAGUGGCGAUUGGAGCGAUGCUGGAAGCACCCCGCAAACCAGAUGAUGAGACCAUGGAGACGAUUCUCUACGAAGCAGAGGCCAUGGUAAACUCUAGGCCACUCACCUACAUCCCAUUGGAAUCUGCUGAUGAAGAGGCGUUGACACCCAACCACUUUAUACUUGGCAGUUCCAACGGAGAAAAACUCCUACCUACAGAACCCGUGGAUCAACGAACAACUCUUCGUAGUAGCUGGAAACUAGCCCAAUUCAUCUCCGAUCAGUUCUGGGCUAGAUGGCUAAAAGAGUACCUCCCCGUAAUUACUCGACGAACCAAGUGGUUCGAAGAAACCAAAGAUCUAGAAGUUGGCGACCUGGUACUGGUGGCUGGUGGAACGGCGAGGAACCAGUGGAUUCGAGGAAGGAUUGAGCAAGUGUUCCCGGGACGGGACGGCCGGGUUCGUCAAGCGCUGGUUGGAACGUCAUCUGGGACCCUACGAAGAUCAGCCGCAAGAAUUGCUGUUUUGGACGUCGUGAAGAAUUGUGAAGCAAGUUCAAGGUUUCAAGGAGUUCCUGAUUCUCACCAAGCUUCACGGGUGGGGGAUUGUUACGACGGGGUCCCUCGUUACGCCGACACCGCUGAGUAUGUCGUGUCAUCGGUCGACCGACAGCUGCCCGAGACACGUCAUCAAACUGACAGAAAGAAGAUGUGAUGAAAAAUUGAAAGUCAUGCAGUUGAACUCAGUUCGGAUUGUUCUAGGAAUUUAUUAAGCUAGACAAAAUACUAUUCUACCUAAUCUAAAUUUGAUAUUCUACUUAAUUCUACCUUACACCUAAAGUUCUGUACGCAUUCUACAGUUUGAAUUCUGAAUCGCUAUCGCGUGCAGACUUGCCGAUCCAAUCACUCUCCGCUCAGAAAUUGUCGGUUCACUAAAAUCUUGAAGCUUACCACCAACGACAAAUUUGAGUUUGCUAUCCAGAUUUAGUGAAGAACCCCAACACAGAGAUUCCUUCAGAAACUUGUACAGCACUUAAACAAUUCCACCAGUAAUUCAGAAACAAUUCCUGGUCAUUGCUACAGGAAUUCCUCUAGAAAAAAGUUUUUCUUGGGAUCUUUACAGCUGCUUAUAUGGACGUGUCUCCAGGAAUUCUUUCUGAAAAAUGUCCACAGAUCGCUGCAAGAAUAUUUUCCGAAAUACUUCCAGACACCUAACAAAGGAUUUCUCCAGGAGUUUUUCUAUUAAUUUUCGGAAGCAGAUAUUUCUAGGAAUUCCAGUAAAAAAACGAGAUACCUAGGAGUUUCUCCAAGUUUUCCUCUGAGAAGAUUUCCAGAAAUUCAUCCUAGGAUUCUUUCAAUAAUUUUCCUGACACUACUUCAGGUAUUCCUCCAGAGAUUCAUAAAAGGAAACUUCUGAGAUUUUUACAUGGAUUCUACUGGAAAUUUCUUCAGAAAUUCCUUCAGCGUUAAUUCCAGAAAUUCCUGCUCGGAUUUCUUCUGAAAUUUCUUCACAAAUAUCUCCAGAGUCUUCUUCAGGGAAUUGAAGGGAUUGCUCCAGGAAUGUCAACUAAUGAUUUCUUCGAAAGUCCAUCCAUAGAUUUUUUUUUCAGAUAUUAAAAAUCUUUGAAAAUCCUACAGGAAUUCCUGCAGAAUGACCUACAAGAAAACUUUUCGGUAAUUGCUUCUGCGGUUUCGUCAGAAAUAUGUCCUGGGAUUCCUUCAGUGAUUUUUGCAAGAUUUUUUUUUUCAGAUAUUCCUCCAGGGAUUUUUGUUCAAAAAAGACUGGAAGAAUUCAAAGAAUUCCUUAAGGAGUUUUAGGAAAUUUCUUUUGGAAUUUUAAGAGAAUUCCUGGAGGAUGAUUGUCUGAAGGAAUAUCUUGGUGUUACCUUAGGAGACUCCCAGAAGAAAUUCUUGAAAAUUUUCGGAAGGAAUUCCUGGACAACCAUUAUUGAAGCAAUUUUUUACGCUAUCUUUGGAGGAAUUCCUGGAUGAAUUCUGAAGCGAUUCGUGGAGAAAUUCGUAAAGGAUUUCCUGAAUAAAUGUCUGAGGGAUCGCUGGAGGUUUUACUAAAGGCUUCUUCCUAGUGAUACCUCUGGAGGAAUUCUUAGAAGAUUAUCUUAUGCAACUACUGAAGGGAGAAGUAUACAAAAAUUCCUAAAGUACUAGAGAAAUUUCUGAAGGAAAUCCUGCAGAAUUAAAAAAAAAACCUGGAGGAAUUCAUCAGAGUAUCAAUGAAGAAAUUUCUGAAAAAAAUUUUUUUUUGAAGAAAUCUUCGAAAGAAUACGUGGUAGAACUAGAGAACUUUCUGCAGGUAUUCGUAUUUUUUGAGAAUAACUUCUUGAUUAAUGCUUAUGACUAGAUUCUGGAGCAGUUUCUGCAAAACAUUGCAGAGAUAAUAUUCUGAGAAAUUCUCGUAGCAUUGUCGGAAAAAAUCUGUAAGAAGUCCAUCUAAAUCUGUAAGAAACGUCUAAAUGUGAACCUGGAGAAAUUUCUGGAUAAACCCCUGGAGGAACGUCCAGAAAAAUUGAAAUUUUCUAGAGGAAUUUCUUAAUAAUUGCACGAGAAAGUACCUGAAUAUGUGGAGUAAUACAUAAUGAAACCUCUGGCGAAAUUCCAACAAUAGUUUUCUUAAUUUUUAAUGGAAAACCCUAGAGGAAUAUUGAAAAGCAUCACUAAAAAUGUCCGAAUCCCCGUAAAAAACUGUUGGAAUUGCUUCUUUUGAAGAAACUGCUGGAUGAAUUCCUGCAGAAAUCCCUGGAGUAAUUGCUAGAAGAAUUUCUAGAGGAAUCCCAAAGGAAUAUGCCGGGUGGAAAUCUGAUAGUAUUCCAGGAGGAAUUUCUUCAAAAAUAUUUGAGAAAAAAAACAUGAAGAAAUACAUGAAUUACUUCUGUAGCAAUCCUUGAAGGAACCAAAAAAAAAUGAAUUCCUGAAAUAUUCUUCAAAGGAAUUUCAAAGACAUACAUGGACAGAUAUGCAUUCUGAAGGGAUCAUUUCGCGAUAAUAACAAAAAAAUUCCUUGCAAAAAUAAUUCACGGAGGGGUUUCCCUGGAUCAAUUCUUAAUUUGGCGCAAUAUUGAAGUAAUUUCCAUGGAGGCGUACCCGUAUAGGGGGCGCAUCAAUUUGGAAAUCUUGGGUCACUAUAAUAUUUAUCGUUAUUCAAUGGUAGUGUAUCGUGAUCGUGAUGAUCAAAAGCUAAACUGAAUAAAACGAUAUCAUUCAAUGACGAUACAGAUUAUAAUUUGUUGAUUGUACUUGUUAUCAUGAUAAGGAUGAUUAACUUAAGAUACCGUGAAUCAUAUGGACGAUAACAGGCAUGAUUUCUUGAACCAUCAUUCAAAAAUGACGUUUUUUCCUUAGGUAUCUGUAUUAAUGACAUUUUUUGCGCUAGGCUAGUUCAUCAAGAAACCCCCGAGGCUUUACUUCUCUUUCGAAGGAAGAACUCACAUUUUGUGAGUUUGUCGGGAGAGGGAUUCGAUCCAAGGUCCUUGGGGUGAAAGUUACGUGCUUUAACCACCACAACAGAUUCGCUCCCUCCAAAAUUGCCAUUUUCCCCAUAAUUUUUUUUAAUCAUUUAUGCUAUAAACAGUUUUUUAUAUUCCAUAUGAUACCGCGAAUCAUAUGGAUGAUAGAAGGUAUGAUUUCACCAAAUCUGUUUUAUCAGUUUUUCUUUUCGAAAUCUGUUACUUUUGCGUACGAUAAUGGGAAUUGCUAAUUACUUUUCUUGAUUUGUUUCGUUGAAAUAUAUCAUUAUUAGGUAAACAUUGUGAUAGAUUAGUGGCAACCCAAUGUCUGAACGACGCAUUUCAUUCAGCUCUUCCCCCUACUAGAUCCUGGGAUGGAAGAUUCAAUGGAAACGGCGGGUCACGCCUUCCUAGCGGGAAAUCGUCGAAUUGUAUUCGUUGAUUUAGGUGCUCUUUCGUCUUUCCGGAUUUGAUUUUCUCCUUGGAUUUUUUCGGAGUCUCUCCCAUUUUACCAAUCACAUGCUUUUUUUGUAACCGAAUGGCGAAUAGUUGUUUUUUUUUCUUUCUCUCUCUCUCGUCGACAGAAAAUUGGAAGAUCUAGCUUCGGUUUUUCAUCCGCCCGCUGAGAGGAAGUCGGUGUCUAGGUCGUCGUCGUUGGAUUCUUUUCAUAGGUUUAUAUUCUUGAAGGGGCGAGUAAAGUAAAAUGCAGCAGAGCUACCGUGUUCCAAAUGGUAGCUCUAUAUUCCAUGAUAAAGAAACGUGCAAUACAAAUCCAAUACAUUGUAUUGUAACAAUUGAAAAAACAAUAAAAUAAAUGUAGAACUUAUGAUUAUGUUCCAUACGAUGUAUAGUGAAUUAACGCUCCACGAUAUAUCAUAUAGUUAUCGUCAUAAUGGAUUAUUAAAAUAACUUAAACGGCUACUAUGAAAUGAAGAGAUAGCGCCACCGAAGCAUGUUCAUUUCACUCCAAUUACCUCAAUUCGAACCUUUAUGAUCAUGCUUUCUUAUUGACAAGAAGAAUACAGCACGAGGAGGUUGGUAGGAGGAGGUAGUGGGCGAUUCAACCAAAGACUAUUCCCUCGGGACAAGGAAAAGGGUAAUAAAUGUCGCGGGGCGACGAUGGUCAAGCAGUAGGCCAACAGGCGAAAUGGCCUUUACUUUGAUGCCUCCUCGUCGUUCCUGGUGGAAAGGCGAUUGUAAAAACGAAAAAUGAUUCACUGAUGGGGGAACGGAGGUCGUAUGAGUCAAGUUGGAAUGGAAAAAGUCCAAUGGAAAAACAGUAAAUGGUAUUGUACCAUUGCAGUUACAGUGGAUUGUAAAUAUCAUACAAGAUAAACAGCAAUACAACCUACUCGUAAUAGUAGUAAUAGUACUUGUAUACAUUAUAUUUCCAACAUUCAAUUCUACUGUUAUUGUAUGGUUUUCCAACAAUUGAUUCUUUUGUAUAAAAAGUUAAAAAAAUACCAAACAAUAAAAUAUAUGGUUUGUGUAUCAGAUUUGUUCAAGAAAACAACGAUUUUUGUGUUGUUACGAUACUUUAAAACCUAUAUAUUAUAAAAUGUUGAUUUACCAUAUAUUGUAUGGUACAUAACCAUACGCUCUAUCAUGUUUGUAUUAUCUUUUGUAUGGUAACCACAAUACAAUGUAUUGUAUUUUAUAGUAUUUUUUUCGAGGCAUGGUUUUUAACCAUAUUGUAUAUCGUAUAUGAACAUUUAAGGUAUCGUAACAGUAUAAAAGCCGGGUUUUCUUUUGAUAUUUGUUAGAAUGAAGGUCCAUAAACUAUUGAUCAACCUGGCAACACUUCCAAUUGGACCUCAAAAGGACAAUCUCCGGUUUCCAUUCCUCACUCAAUUGAAGGAUAGUAAGAAAAUAAAAACUAAUGUCAGGUUCGCAGCAAAAAAUCGUCGCCAAUUUCCGCCGGGUUUUCAUCGGAAUCGCAUUCCGGGCCCGUUCGUCACACACACAACACGUCAACAACGGCAUGCUGCUGCUACGCGGCUGCUAGUCAGGCCUGUUGAUUUAUUAAUAGACGUGUGUGACAACAAGUGUUUGGGUGUGGAAAACAUGUGACGCUUGUCAUGGGACUGCAUCACUAACGCCUAGCCAAAUGUGACUGAUCGAUUUUUUUUUGUUUCGUUGGGCGUUUCGUCGGUAAUGCGUUUAUGCGAUGUGAAUUUGUCGGUUCCGGUGUUUUUUUGUAACGUUUCUCUGGCGAAACGGCGAAACCUAGUGUAUUUGUGAUUUGAUACGAGUUCCCACCUUUGUUAGAUAUCUUGGGAUUCCUCAUUGAUCAUAAUAACGUCAGAAUUCAGUGGAAGCUCGAAGUUCCUAAGGGGAAAUUGCAAUAGUACUGCACAGAUAAACAUUUUCUUGUAAAAUUAGGUGAAAAUUCAUGCACAUAAAUAGAAUGCCUGAUUGAGCGUAGAAUUACAUUACGUAUCGUGUAAAAUUUAACCACGGUAGUGUUGAUUUCUGGUUUAUGUCGCGUAAUCCAUCAAAACACCAACCGAUUACGCGAUAUUUCGCGAAAAUUUACAAGAAGCUGAUGUUAGCUUACAUAACGUAUAAUGUAAUUUUGCACGUAAUCUAGCAUUCCUUGCAUGCUAGAUGAAGUUUACGUGAAUAUUUUUUUCAGUGUGGAAUAAUCCUUACUGUGAAGUAGGAACCUACAUAAGUCGCUGUAAAUUUGCAUCAGCUGCUUGAAAAUUGUGAAUUAAGUAAUUAACAGCAAUGAUUCCAAGUGUAAACUGUAAGUCUGUGGUAAUUGUUAGAACACGUAAAAAUAAUGUGUCAUGUGAAGUUCAUUCACUGUUGUGUAAAUUUUCGCUAUUUAUCACGUAAUCCUCCAUGAACUCUAUUACACGAUAUUUCGCGGAAAUUUUCACUUCAGUUGUGCAAUAUUACACGCCAUAUAAGGUAAAUUUACACCACUUCUAACAAUUAUUUUUCUACGUGUAAUAUCCCGCCGAAUUUACCAACGAUUUUUUUCUGUGUAGUUCUCUUGCAGUAGAGUUCAUAAUUUCUAUCUAUCUGUCGUUGUCCCCAUUAAUUUCCCUUGGGCAUUGGAGCCUAUCCUCCAUCCAUGCCAACAUGCCUAUCCGAUGUUGUUUUGGUGAAAAGGAUGACGACGUCAAUGGAUGAUUGCCAUUUUCUCGUUUCCUUCGGUGACUGAUGGCAGCCGUCCGAGCUCAUAAAGUAACUAUGAGAUCCUGCCUCAUGGUUACCAUUCGUGGAAAGGUUAUGGUUGAUCCCAAAGCAGGGCGUUGGAAAGGUAGCGAAAUUUGACAGUCAGUAAUAAAUUGCCACUCUUUUCAGCAGGGGAUUAACACGACGAGAAUGCUUUGCGAAAUUUUUGUAAUAACAUUGAAAAGAUAUAUUUGCACCUGGGCCUGACCGCUUCAAUGCUUGUAAUACAUCUUUGAUGUACUGCAAGCAUUAGGCUAGACUAGGACUAGACUAGACUAGGACUAGACUAGACUAGCACUAGACUAGGACUAGACAAGGACAAUACUAGACAAGGACUAGACUAGACUACACUAGGACUAGACUACACUAGGACUAGACUACACUAGGACUAGACUAGAUUAGGACUAGACUAGACUAGGACUAGACUAGACUAGGACUAGACUAUACUAGGACUAGACGAGACUAGGACUAGACUAGGACUAGACUAGGACUAGACUAGGACUAGACUAGGACUAGACUAGGACUAGACUAGGACUAGACUAGGACUAGACUAGGACUAGACUAGGACUAGACUAGGACUAGACUAGGACUAGACUACUAGGACUAGACUAGGACUAGACUAGGACUAGACUAGGACUAGACUAGGACUAGACUAGGACUAGACUAGGACUAGACUAGGACUAGACUAGGACUAGACUAGGACUAGACUAGGACUAGACUAGGACUAGACUAGGACUAGACUAGGACUAGACUAGGACUAGACUAGGACUAGACUAGGACUAGACUAGGACUAGACUAGGACUAGACUAGGACUAGACUAGGACUAGACUAGGACUAGACUAGGACUAGACUAAACUAGGAAAAGACUAGACUAGGACUAGAUUAGACUAGACUAGGACUAGACUAGACUAGGACUAGACUAGACUAGGACUAGACUAGACUAGGACUAGACUAGACUAAGACUAGACUAUACUAGGACUAGACUAGACUAGGACUAGACUAGGACUAGAUUAGGACUAGAGUAGGACUAGACUAGGACUAGACUAGGACUAGACUAGGACUAGACUAGGACUAGACUAGGACUAGACUAGGACUAGACUAGGACUAGACUAGGACUAGACUAGACUAG